Molecule: messenger RNA, 1866 nt
Organism: Heterobilharzia americana
Lineage: Eukaryota; Metazoa; Platyhelminthes; Trematoda; Strigeidida; Schistosomatidae
Source: the annotation of a GenBank genome assembly
GUUCUGUGACCUAACCACUAAGUUUGCUUGUCAAGGUUGAAGUGGCUUUGAGUUGUAUUUAACACCUCGGUGCAUUUGCAACUUACCAUGAAAAACGAACAGAAAUAUUUUCCUAUUUCAAAGUCCCAAAGUACUAAAACUGAAACACAGGUUUCAUUCAGUUAUUCAGAGGAAGUAGAUGCACCAAAAAAAUUUUGACAGCCAUGUGGGAUUUUGAACAGUGUGAUCCAAAACGCUGCUCCGGUCGUAAAUUAGUUCGCUUGGGAAUGACUAAAUUAUUGAGGUUAAAUGAAAGUUUUUCGGGCAUUGUACUGACGCCAACCGCAACAUGCGUGUUAUCUCCGGAGACUGACCGCCAGUUGAUGCAAAAUGCUGGUAUUGCUGUUGUAGAUUGUUCUUGGGCUCAAUUGGAGCAAACCGGAUUUAAGAAGCUAAAAUUUCAUCAUGGACGAUUGUUGCCACUUCUGAUCGCAUCUAAUCCAGUGAAAUAUGGAAAACCAUUUCAGUUGUCAUGUGUUGAAGCGCUUGCAGCAGGUCUUUUCAUUUUGGGUGAAAAGGAUCAAGCUAGCGAGCUGUUGGAUAAGUUUUCUUGGGGUCAUCAGUUCUUGACAUUGAAUGACCAACGGUUGCAGUUGUACUCGAAAUGCUCUACAAAUAAAGAAAUCUUGAGCUUACAAGAACUCUUCCUGGCACAAAUAACUCGUGUCGAGAAUUCAAAUUCAGAAUCGUAUGCCGAUGUGUAUGCAGAAUUAGAUGAACAACUGGGUACUGAUUCUUCAAGUUCCAAGUUUUCUAGUUCACCGGAAGAUUGUGAUGAGCAAGAAACAGACGAUUGUUCAUCAACCGUUGGUGAUAAUGAUGAGCUUAGUAACUGUGAUUCUCCAGUGGAAGAAGAUGAAGAAAUGAAAAAUAUUUUAACCAAACAAAUGGAUACCUUAGUUAGUUCAUUCGAACGAAGAAAACUUUUCUCAGAAGUUGGCAAGAAUUGGGAUCGUUUUUAUAAUCGUAAUGGUGUUCGAUUUUUUAAGGAUCGUCAUUGGACAACGCGAGAAUUCGCAGAGCUUUCCUGUUUAAGUAAUCAUACACUAAAGUCUCUUUUGGAAGUUGGCUGUGGUGUUGGGAAUUUCCUAGUUCCUCUUAUAGAAAGCAUGAUAUCUAGUUCAGAAACGGAUGUUCAUAUUUCAGAAGGAUCUAAUUGUACUGGAAACAGAAACGAAAUUCCACAUUUCUAUGCGUGUGACGUUUCUCAACGUGCGGUCAAUAUGUUAAAUGAACGUGUCAAAUCGUUGCCAGUUAUAUGCGAUGCCUUCGUUUGUGAUAUAACCGAGCCUGAUUCAUUGAAAACCUCUCUGUCAUUUUUGAAUUCCAUCAAGAGUGUGGAGUUCAGUGACAAAGAACAUGGUGUUGACUUAGCUACGUUGAUAUUUGUACUGUCUGCACUGAAUCCACAAGAAAUGCUUACCUGUAUUCGCAAUGUUUCAAGUGUCCUUUCACCUGGUGGACGGCUUCUUUUCCGCGAUUAUGGGCAAUACGAUCAUGCUCAGUUAAGGUUUGGGAGAAAAUCUCGUCUAUUUGCUGAUCGGCCAUCAUACGUUAGACAAGACGGAACACUGUCUUACUUUUUUACAAAGCAGGAACUAGCCGAUUUAUUUGCAAGCUGUGACUUGUCAAUAAUUCGCCUUCAAUUUGUUCAUAAAGAAACAAAAAAUGCUGCCAAAGGUCUUUGUGUCAAACGGGUCUUCCUUCAGGCUGUUUGUGAGAAACGUGUUUCUUGACUCAUUAAACUUGAAAAUUUUAUAUGGUUGAUAAGCAAGCACAACAAUUUUGUACAUAAACUCUGUGAAUUAAAUUUGAUUUAUAAACAUG